Messenger RNA from Punctularia strigosozonata HHB-11173 SS5, 1271 nucleotides. RefSeq lists its product as uncharacterized. The record is from RefSeq and is a predicted model, not a curated record. The transcript has 4 exons. Lineage: Eukaryota; Fungi; Basidiomycota; Agaricomycetes; Corticiales; Punctulariaceae. Bases 1 to 1077 code for a protein of 358 amino acids.
AUGGCGUCCCAUGUCUUCCUUACCGGCGCGACCGGCUACAUCGGCGGGUCUGUUCUUGAAGCGCUCGUCAAUGCGCACCCGGAGUGGUCUUUCUCCGCUCUUCUCCGCAAUCCCUCGGCACGCUUCACUGACACGUACCCGCACGUUCGCGUCGUCCAAGGCGGCUUCGGGAGCGCCGCCAUCCUCGAGGAGGCCGCCUCUCAAGCCGACAUCGUCAUUCAUUGUGGCAACUCGGACCACGAACCCUGCGUCCGCGCGCUCCUUACCGGACUCCAGCGCCGCGCCUCCGCCUCAUCCCCGGCCUUCUACAUCCACCUUUCCGGAACCGGAACGCUCGGCGACCAAGUCGAGGGCACCCACCUCGGUACGCUCAACCCCAAGAUCUGGUCAGACAUCGCCGACGUCGACACCAUCACCUCCUUCCCCGCCACUCGGUGGCACCGCGUCGUCGACUCGCUCAUCCAGUCCAUCGCCUCCGCGCACGGCGAGGCACCGAAAUGCGCGAUCGUCGCGCCGUCGGAGGUGUACGGGCCCGGCUACGGCCCGGGGAGAAAAAGCAAAGCAUGUUCCUCCCCGUCUUUCGCGACGACAUACUGCGGGUCGGCGCCGCGUUCUAUACCGGAGAAGGCACGAACACGCGAAGCUGGGUGCACGUCGACGACGUUGUGCAGAUCUUCGUCAAGCUCGCCCGAGGCGGCGGCUGCAGCGGGCGGGGGCACCACCGUCUGGGGCAGAGAAGGGCUGCUACAUCGCCUCCACCUCCGAAAAUAUCCCAGCUCGCCAUCGCGCGCGCGCGCAGCAGGCAAGAUCCUACAUUCGCAAGGUCUCAUCCCCAGCGCUGAAUCGGUCCCACUCCCCUUGGCCGCGAUUGACAAGAUGCUCGCGCGCGUUCGGCGUCCCCGCGUUGGGCCUGUACGAAUACGCGGCCAACUCGCGGAGCAGGGCCGACCGCGCCCGGAAGUACUUGGGUUUCGAACCGCGCGGGCCGAGCGUGUGGGACGUGUUGGAGGAAGAUCUAACUGGGACGGGGGACGCGCUUGUUAUCGACUUCCUUUGACGGGUUUGCAUACAGAAUGAUGCUUUCUGCAUGAUCCGUCAACUCGACAUAGCCAAGACAUCUGGACUCGAUUUGCAUGGGGGAUCAAGCAACGGGCGGACAAGCGGCGUUUUCAGAACAUGAAUAACGACGGAUGUCCGCGCUUGAUUCGGUAGUGCAGCCCAGAAACCCGGAUCAGCUGAGAUGCGAGUGCUAAUACUCAGGAAGGACACUG